Nilaparvata lugens (brown planthopper) is the source of this 1182-nucleotide messenger RNA. Its product is annotated as tigger transposable element-derived protein 6-like. Gene Ontology annotation, cellular component: nucleus. The transcript is spliced from 2 exons. The coding region runs from base 1 to 1182 and encodes 393 amino acids. NCBI's taxonomy places the organism in Eukaryota, Metazoa, Arthropoda, Insecta, Hemiptera, Delphacidae. The record is from RefSeq and is a predicted model, not a curated record. Gene Ontology annotation, molecular function: DNA binding.
AUGGCCGAGAAAAGAAAGUCUUUGAGUGUUGACUUCAAACGUAAAGUUUUAAAAUUCAUAGAAGAAAACCCUCAUAAGAAGAAAGUGGACAUUGCAAAGGAAUUCAACAUUCCACCAACAACUCUUUCAACAAUUCUUAGAAAUAAAAACAGAUAUGAAGACGAAGGUGGACUUUCUGGUCAGUGUAAAAGGGCUAAACCAGCCGAACUACAGGACGUUGAAACUGCUGUCAUGUUAUGGCUUAAACAGUGUCGUGACAAAAACGUAUCCAUUUCGGGACCUAUACUUCAGGAAAAAGCUCAACAAUUUGCCGAGCAGUUGGGCCAUAAUUCUUUUCGAGCAAGCAAUGGCUGGUUGGACUGCUUCAAGAAGAGGAAUGAAGUAACUUUUAAAAAAGUGUGUGGUGAAAGCGGUAGUGUUGAUGAUGCAGUGUGCGCGGAAUGGAAGAAAAAACUGAUAGACUUGACACAAGGGUUCAAUGAAGAUGAUAUUUACAAUGUAGACGAAACAGGCUUAUUCUUCAAAUGCCUACCAGACAAAACUUUGACUUUCAAGGGUGAUCCCUGCAGUGGAGGGAAAAACAGCAAGGAACGGCUUACGGUGAUGCUUGGGGCUAAUGCAUCAGGUACACAUAAGCUGAAGCCCUUAAUAAUCGGAAAAUCAAAAAAGCCACGCUGCUUUAAACACGUUACGUCUCUGCCAACAAAUGUGCAAGAGGAAGCCACGGAUGAAGAGGAGUUGGAUAACCCGUUACCCGCACAGCCUGGUUUGAAUGUCGAAGCCUCCUGGCCAAGAAUUCAAGAAGCAUUGGAUAUCAACAUCGAGUUUGAGGAAUUUGCAAACUUUGAUGAAGAUGUUGCAGUAUGUGGGGAGCUUACUGAUUAUGAAAUCAUCUCCAAAGUAACCGCAGAUCCGGAGGCAGAUGAUGACGGUGAAGGCGAGGAAGAAGAAGAUGUCCAAGCUGAUGCAGCUGUUGCCGAUCGACCGGACCCGACUUCACAAGAUGCUCGUGAAGCUCUGAACGUGUUGAAGUGUUUCUUUUUAAAGAAGAGUGCUGUAUCCGAAAAUACUAUGGAAUCCAUCACCAAGCUAGACUGUGCAUUGGACCAAGUGAAACUCUAUACAGCGAAUACACAAUCAGAAAUUAUUGAUUAUUUUGGGCCAGGCAGCAGCCGUAUGUGA